AUGGCAGGUCUGAAAGACGAUGAAUGCAGAACAAAAUUCCGCCAACGCGUGUCUAUUCAUGUUGGAGUACGGACCAGGAAGAAGCUUAGCGAUGUGAAUUCCUUCACAAAGUGCAUCCAAGACGCUGCAAAGGAAACGCUCUCGGUUCUGUUGCCGCGGAAGAAGUUUGCCUUCGCAUCUGCGGAAACGAAAUCCACGUACAAUUCUGUAUGUGUCGCGCGCAGCGCUGGUGACUUCAACCAGGAAAAGCGUCUUAGAAGGAAGCUGCGUCGUCAACUGCAACAAGACCGCGAUAACGAGUGGACGUCAAGAGCGAUGAAGUUUGAGAAGGCGUGGGAGGACAAGAACCCGCGGAAAGCCUAUGCACUACUAAAACAGUAUAGUGGCAAAAUGAAAAGAUGUUCUCCUGUCCUCAACACUGCCAAUGGAGAGGCUGUCGGUGAAGCAACCCUUCCAAUUUGGAGGGAACACUUCAAGACCUUGCUGAACCGGCAAGCGCCGUCAGCUCCUGAACUCGGGAAUGUUCAUAGACCGACAUAUGCGGUUAACGAGGAGCCACCGACCGAGUCGGAGGUUUUAGUCUGUAUUCAAAAAAUGAAGAAUGGAAAAUCUGGUGGAGACGACUGGAUUAGCGCAGAAAUGCUAAAAUAUCUUGAGAUGACAAAGAUCAUCAUCAUUCAAUAUGGAUAG
Necator americanus (New World hookworm) is the source of this 690-nucleotide messenger RNA. RefSeq lists its product as uncharacterized. Lineage: Eukaryota; Metazoa; Nematoda; Chromadorea; Rhabditida; Ancylostomatidae. The coding region runs from base 1 to 690 and encodes 229 amino acids. The transcript has a single exon. The record is from RefSeq and is a predicted model, not a curated record.